AGUGGAGUGGUGUGGUGGUGCCUAAAGAGACCCUCCGUUUAUAAGGAUGCUGGUGGGAAAUGCCUGGAGACAAAGAUGACGAGAUUUGUCAAAAGGCGCUUGAACUCCUUUCAGAUCUUUGCUCGAAGGGGGAAGUGCAGAACGAGAACUGCCUGAAUUUUAUCUACUAUUUCCGAGACCUCGCCCGGCCACGCUACACGGAUUCAGAUAUAUCAGUGAGUCUGCUGUCGCUGGUGGUGACUGCCUGUGGCUUGGCCCUGUUCGGAGUCUCUCUCUUCGUCUCCUGGAAGCUCUGCUGGAUACCAUGGAGAGAGCGUGUACUCUCACCCACCACCAAGGAGUCCUAUGGGCACCUCCACCCAACCAUGAGCCUUCUGCCCUCACAGCAUGCACCCAGACAGCCAGUUUACACAGCCGUGGACCCACCGCCGCACGGCCGCCGUGAAUCCUCACAAUGCUCCAUCGCCAGGGAGCCCACUCCUGUGGCAUCUGUUGUGUCGGUGGAGGCUCCGGUCACUCCGGUGUCCCCGCCACCCGUGGUCCUGGCCACGCCUGAGGCAGCUAUGAAGAUCAGUUUCACGUCCCCAGACAUCCCACUGGACGCCCAGACUAAAAGUCGGGAAAACGGGGUCCACACUAACCCUCGCGUGCAGAGACAGACCACUGAACCUCCACCAUCUGGUCGCACAAUGGCUGAAAUCGGACAAGGGACGAUUCGUAGACAUAUGAACUUGUCUAACCCGGACUUCAACGUGGCCCAGUUCCAAAGGCAGGACUCCCUCACUGGAAUGGGACUGGGCCUCGGCCGUCUCAAACCCGAGCUCUACAAACAGCGCUCCCUUGAGGGAGAUGAAGUAAAUUGCAGAGGAGGAGGCUGUGGACGCCUCAGCUUCAUCCUCAGAUUUGACUGUGACCAGGAGCAGCUAAUAGUUAAGAUCCACAAAGCAGACGACCUGCCAGCCAAGGACUUCUCCGGUACAUCUGAUCCUUACGUUAAGAUCUAUCUGCUGCCCGAUCGUAUGACCAAACACCAGACCAAGGUGCACCGCAAGACGCUGAACCCUGUGUUUGACGAGGUCUUCCUGUUUCCCGUGGCGUACUCUGAGCUUCCUACACGCAAGCUGCACUUCAGUGUCUAUGACUUUGACCGCUUUUCUCGCCAUGACAUUAUUGGCCAAGUGGUUGUGGACAACUUCCUGGAUCUGGCCGAUUUCCCGCGGGAGACAAAACUCUGCCGGGAAAUCCAGUAUGUCUCUACGGAUAACGUGGACCUCGGGGAUCUGAUGUUUUCACUCUGUUACCUGCCAACUGCAGGCAGAUUGACUAUUACCAUGAUAAAGGCUCGAAAUCUUAAGGCCAUGGAUAUCACCGGUGCAUCUGACCCGUACGUGAAGGUUUCUUUAAUGUGUGAUGGUCGUCGACUGAAGAAGAGGAAGACGUCGACGAAGAGGAACACUUUGAAUCCAGUGUACAAUGAGGCUAUCGUCUUUGAUGUUCCUCCAGAAAACAUAGAGCAGAUCAGCCUCCUGAUUGCAGUGAUGGACUAUGACCGCGUGGGCCAUAAUGAGGUGAUUGGAGUGUGUCGAGUUGGUAACGAUGCAGACAGCCUCGGUCGAGACCACUGGGGUGAGAUGCUCACAUAUCCACGGAAACCUGUUGCCCACUGGCAUCCUCUAGUCGAGUACCAGGGGACCACAGGAAGUAGCCAGGGAGGAUCAUGUAACUCUCUGAGGACGCCUCCCUCUCCAUAGCCUUGAAUAACAACUCAACCUGAGAGCACGAAAUCAACCCGGUGCCUCGGCUGAACCUUUGGACGGUGGUGCCGCUGUGCGCUGCACACACACGCUCCUGAAAGAAGGAUGCAGUCGUCCACAAACUUCUAUGGAGACGAGGGAGAGACCGUCUCGAGCUCUGUUCAGUCGGAUCAGUUGCAUGUUGAAUGAACGCAAAGAUGGAUGUUUUCUUUUCUAUGAUGUUCAAUAAGAAAAACAAGACGCACAUGCAGACAUUUUAAGCAUCUGCUAUUCCUGGGUACAGUAGUUACUGUUCUUUUUUUUAAACAUAGUCUUGUCACUUGUUACCUGUUUCAAUGAGGUGAGUCUGUAUUUUGCACAUUGUACUUACAACCAGUUGAACUGCCAUACUGAUUCUUUUUUAAUUUGGUGGUGAACUGGUGCAUGAGGUCACGGUUUGAUGGGAUAUUUCUUCCUCAGUUGUUUGUUUCUGUUUUAUCUUUUGGGAAUACAGCGUGUUGUUCUGUCAGUUGAUGUGCAGUGAACCUCGAUUUCUAGACAAAGUAUCUGUAAGAAAAAUAUGUUAAUUGUUAUCAAUAAAUAUUAUUCCAUUAAAAAAAAACUCAAAUGUGGAUCUUUGCCCUCUCCCUUUUUUCGUGUGCGAUACAAUUUAAUUGCACAAUGAUUUUCCUAUUCAUAUUUUGGUUUACAGUCUAUGGAUUAUACACAGGCAACAACUAGAAAACCUGUGAAACAAUAAAAUAUGGAGAUUUAAAUGGAAAAAGUUAGAAAAGGUUGCGUAUCAGAGGUUUCAGACAAAACACUGAAUUGGACUGUGAGUAGAUAAUGAAUGCCUGCAGGCACAGCUCUGACGUGAACCUCUGCCAAUUACAAACUUAGUAUAAAGUAGUUUUUGACCAGUUAAAAAACUAAACUAAACUAAACUUUACAACUGGAUACAUUCACUGUGGUUCUCCUUGAGGUGAGCAAUCCAUUUAUCUUCAAGUGUCCACAGGAUUAGAAGCAGUCAAAUGUGUUGCAGUCAAACUGUGGGAUUGAGAAUGACCCUUCAGUAAACCGUGGACGAGUGCACAGUGUGAGCUAAAGCUGCUUUUUUGCAUGUAUCCUUUUGAAUCCUUUUGCAUUCAGACAUUUGCUGGACUUAUUGGAUGAGUGGGAACCUCCUCACCUGGAACUUCCCCCUCUAUUUUUCUUCCAUUUGGACAAUU
Molecule: messenger RNA, 2962 nt
Organism: Platichthys flesus (European flounder)
Lineage: Eukaryota; Metazoa; Chordata; Actinopteri; Pleuronectiformes; Pleuronectidae
Gene: syt9a
Product: synaptotagmin IXa
Exons: 7
Coding region: 60-1751 (563 amino acids)
Biological process (GO): calcium-ion regulated exocytosis; regulation of calcium ion-dependent exocytosis; regulation of dopamine secretion
Cellular component (GO): dense core granule; membrane
Molecular function (GO): SNARE binding; calcium-dependent phospholipid binding; calcium ion binding
Source: RefSeq, a predicted model, not a curated record